Sciurus carolinensis (gray squirrel) is the source of this 543-nucleotide messenger RNA. RefSeq names its product lipocalin 9 (gene Lcn9). The coding region runs from base 1 to 543 and encodes 180 amino acids. The record is from RefSeq and is a predicted model, not a curated record. Lineage: Eukaryota; Metazoa; Chordata; Mammalia; Rodentia; Sciuridae. Gene Ontology annotation, molecular function: small molecule binding. The transcript is spliced from 6 exons.
AUGGCCCUGCUCUUGCUGGUCCUGGGGCUGAGGCUUGCCGGGGCGCAGAGGUUCGACCCCCAAGCUGUCGUGCAGAGGAACUACAACAUGGCCAGGAUUUCAGGGGCCUGGUACUCUAUUUCCAUGGCCUCAGACAACCUGACGCGGAUUGAAGAAGACGGGGACCUGAGGGUCUUCAUUCGGAACAUCGAACACUUAAAAAACGGCAGCCUGAAGUUCGACUUCCACUUCAUGGUGCAGGGCGAGUGUGUGGCUGUGGACGUGGUCUGCCAGAAGACGGACCAGAACGGGGAGUACUCCAUCUCCUACCAGGGGGAGAACAAGGUGCUGGUGUCGGAGACCGACUACAAGACGUACGUCAUCUUCUACAUGCAGAACACCAACAACGGGACCCAGACCCGCGUGCUGGCGCUCUACGGGCGGGUGUCGGAGCUGAGCCCCAUCUUCCAGCACAGAUUUGAAAAAAUCUGCAAAAAGUAUAAACUGAGUGCACAAAACAUCAUGGACCUGACCCAACAAGAUCACUGCUACUCCAAGAGGUAG